AUGCCUCCGCUGCUGCGGGGGGGCGCUGGCCGUGUGGGGAUUUCAGCCUCAUCUGCAUUGGCGUCUAUGCGGCGGGCGACGACGGGCGAGCAUCACAGUUACCGUCCUGGUCGUCUUGCGCGAGUAUUCCGCCGGUUGUACGUUUUCGUCACCCCGCGUAGUUUCCAUAAAAGUUUGGCGACAAACUUGCAAGUAGGCAUGGAGCGGGUGCAGGAGUUGGAGCGGGAGCAGUUGUGGUUGAGGCAGCACGGCUCCCCGCUGCGCGUGAUGGGGCUGCCCGAGCACGCAGAGCUGACGGAGGUCCGCUCACGUUACCGGGAUCUCGUCUUUGCGACACAUCCCGACACUGCAGAAAGGGAGGCAAAGACGCAGUAUGACAUGAUUCAGACGGCGUACAAGAUGGCGACCACGCCGACAAGCUUGUGGCAUCAAAACGGGUCCGCCCCUGCUCUUUACCGUAGUCUUCGGGGCACCUCGAAAGGUCUCACGUGGCGUGUGGAUUGCGUCACGCUGUUUGCGCUCUUUUCGUACGCCGUGAUGGGCACUGUGGGGAUUAUUUUCUCUCUUGUUGUGGUACGUCAAUUUCUCGAGCUGGCGCUGCGCUUUUUCGAUCCCGAGUUCUACGCAUUUCUGGUAGCGCAGGAGAAGGAGGAGGAGCGCCAGCGGCUGGCGGGAAUUUCAGUGGACACCGACCCAAAGCGUCUUGCACCGACGGUAGUGAAGCGGCUUUUAUUCCCCGGCCGGUUUGUACACAACAACAAGGGCGGUGGGAACGAAGCGGGAAAAGAGGCAGAUGAAUGA
Trypanosoma rangeli is the source of this 801-nucleotide messenger RNA. Its product is annotated as chaperone protein DNAJ. Bases 1 to 801 code for a protein of 266 amino acids. NCBI's taxonomy places the organism in Eukaryota, Euglenozoa, Kinetoplastea, Trypanosomatida, Trypanosomatidae. The transcript has a single exon. The record is from RefSeq and is a predicted model, not a curated record.